CCCCCGGGGGCAGGUUCUCACGAUGAUGAUUUCAUACCCAAAGCUAAUCAGACAAAGGACGAGAUCACUUCUGACGAUGAAGAUGAGCUCUUCGCUGAGUUGGAGAGAGAUGACUAUGGUGCACUUCGAGAGAAGCGGCUUGACGCUCUCAAAGCUGAGAUUGACAGAGCUAAAAUAUUACGCGAGAGCGAUCAUGGAAAACUCACGGAGAUCACAGAUGAGAAAGAAGUGGUGCAAGUUAGUGCAAAGGAGGAUCGUUGCAUAGUUCACUUCUAUCACAGAAAUUUCCGUCGGUGUGAAAUCAUGGACAAGCAUCUGGAGGUCCAUCUUAGCGCCAAGCAUUUUGGUACACGCUUUAUCCGAGUCUUUGUGGAAAAUGUCCCUUGGCUCGUUGAGAGGUUGGAGAUUAAAGUCUUGCCCUGCGUGAUAUGCUUCAUCCGUGGCAUCACAAAGGACAGGUUGAUAGGCUUUGACGAGCUGGGGAAUGAUGAUUCAUUCACUACUUCUGUCCUUGAACUACGUCUCGUGCAGUCAGGUACGCAAACAUUUUGUGUAUGA
Messenger RNA from Cantharellus anzutake, 558 nucleotides. RefSeq names its product thioredoxin-like protein. The annotation marks the transcript as partial. Gene Ontology annotation, cellular component: cytoplasm. The record is from RefSeq and is a predicted model, not a curated record. The transcript is spliced from 4 exons. NCBI's taxonomy places the organism in Eukaryota, Fungi, Basidiomycota, Agaricomycetes, Cantharellales, Hydnaceae.